CGGCGCUGAGCGCGAGGCGCACGCGCGCUGGGGCGGCCGCGGGAGGCGGGCGGGCCGCUGCGAGGCCUGUCAGGGGUGAAGUCACCCUUCACAGCACCUUCCGGACAUGCCUGUCCUUGUAACGUAAAAACUUCAAUGGGAGCCUUCCUUUAUAAAGGGAAGGAUGGAAGCUGUACAUACGAACAUGAUGUGAAUGGAUGAGACCUGUCACUAUGCAAGUACUACAUCAUUCUGAACAGACGCUAAAAACAGCUCUCAUCUCUAAGAACCCAGCGCUUGUGUCACAGUAUGAGAAAUUAGAUGCUAGGGAACAGCAAUUAUUGAAUGAAGCCUUCCAUCCAACCAGUGAUCUCUUUGGACCUAUUACUUUGCAUUCACAAUCAGAUUGGAUCAACUCCCACCCUGAGGCUCCCCAAGACUUUGAACAGUUUUUCAGUAAUCCCUACAGAAAUAUACCCUCUCCAGAGAAGCACAGUAUUUAUAUACUGUCCAUUGGAUCUCUAGGAAACACCAGAGUUAUCAGCGAAGAAUAUGUUAAAUGGCUCAAGGGCUACUGUGAAGCAUUUUUCUAUGGCUUGACUGUAAAACUCCUAGAACCAGUUUCUGUUUCCGCAACACGGUGUUCUUUUAGAGUGAACGAGCACACACGCAAUUUACAAAUUCAUGCAGGGCAUAUCCUGAAGUUCUUAAAAAAGAAGAAACCCGCAGAUGCCUUCUGUGUUGUGGGAGUAACAAUGAUUGAUCUUUACCCAAGAGACUCCUGGAAUUUUGUCUUUGGACAGGCUUCUUUGACAGAUGGCGUGGGGAUAUUCAGCUUCGCUAGAUAUGGCAGUGAUUUCUAUAGCUCACACUAUGAAGGCACAGUGAAGAAGCUUCAGAAAAAAUCUUCCAAUGACUAUUCCAUUUUUGAUAACUACUUUAUUCCUGAAAUCACUAGUGUUUUGCUGCUGCGAUCCUGUAAGACUUUAACCCAUGAGAUUGGACACAUAUUUGGACUGCGACACUGCCAGUGGCUCACAUGCCUAAUGCAAGGCUCCAACCACUUGGAGGAAGCUGACCUUCGUCCUCUAAACCUUUGCCCUAUCUGUCUACGCAAGUUGCAGUGUGCCAUUGGCUUCAGUAUUGCCGAAAGAUACAAAGCACUGGUAAGGUGGAUUGAUGAUGUAUCUGCCGACACACCAAGAGCAACUCCGAAACAUAGUCGUGAAAAUAAUGUGUAUUUACCGAAACCUGUGGAAGCCUUUAAGGAAUGGAAAGAGUGGAUACUAAAAUGCCUUGCUGUUCUCGAAAAAUAAGUACCUUCAGAUAGGAGUGACUAAAAUAAAUAUUUGCACAUUAUGCUCUCA
This is a messenger RNA of Sciurus carolinensis (gray squirrel), 1346 nucleotides long. It is a transcript of the gene Amz2, whose product is annotated as archaelysin family metallopeptidase 2. The transcript is spliced from 9 exons. Gene Ontology annotation, molecular function: metallopeptidase activity. Lineage: Eukaryota; Metazoa; Chordata; Mammalia; Rodentia; Sciuridae. The coding region runs from base 198 to 1295 and encodes 365 amino acids. Gene Ontology annotation, biological process: proteolysis. The record is from RefSeq and is a predicted model, not a curated record.